Messenger RNA from Eruca vesicaria subsp. sativa (arugula), 3048 nucleotides. NCBI's taxonomy places the organism in Eukaryota, Viridiplantae, Streptophyta, Magnoliopsida, Brassicales, Brassicaceae. The record is from the annotation of a GenBank genome assembly.
GGAUACCUCAGGUACUUCCUCGUUCUGAUUGACUUCAUUGCAUAACAAACCUUCUUUCCUAAUACAUUUGAUCAUUACAAAGUAACCUACAUUUUUUUUUAUGUAUAUCAGUAUCAAUGCCCUUCUACUAUCGAUGACAAUCUUUCUUAUAAAAGUACAUGCUUGGCUACAUUUUCUCAGAAAAAAAAAUGUUAGUUUCCAUAGUUUUGCAUUAACAGGUGUCCGUAUAGCUUUUGCAAAGAAAGGAUUAACUCUUGCAUUCACUGCAAAACAUACAUUUUUAGAAACUUUUGUUAAUAGUUUUACUUUCCUGCACAAUGGCUUUCUCGGUGAGUAGAGGAAGACAAAAAGCUAUAUUAUUUCCACUUAAUUUUAAAAUCUAUUUGCGUCCAUUUUUUUUUUUUAACAACACUAUUUUGCGUCCAUUAUCCAUAGCAUUAGCAAGUUUAAAAGUUUAAGAUUAUAUUUUUUGGAUUAGGGGUCUUGUUUUUGUUUUGAAAACUACACUUUAAGUUCAGUAAAAAAAAAGAAACACUAUUGUUUUAUUUUCUUUUGUCGCCUUUUUGACUUUUGUUAAUCAUUUAAGUCUAAAUAGUUUUCCCGAUUUUAGACAUCCCUACCUAAUUAGAUCGUAUUACUACUAUACUGCCUAUUUAUAGCAAGAGCGAAUUUAUUCGCUUUUCUCCGAUAGCGACACUUUCCAUUUUGACUGAUUUUUCUUUUAUUGUGCUGCAUCUAUAAUACCCCCCAUUUUGUUUCGAUUUUGUUUAACUUUUUUUUGCUAGGACUGUUGUUGCUAUUAGAUCUGAUUUGAAACGGAAACGACAUAUUCAAAUUCAGUAUAAUUUAAUUAUUUAUAACCCCACUAGGUGAUUGAAAAAACUUUGAUUAAAACAAUCCACUGUAAGUAGCAAAAAAAACAUGUUAAAAAACAAAAUUAGGACCACACAGGAGUUACGUUAAAAGAGAUCGAAAAAGGGAAAGAUCAGACAAAAGAUCUUGGAUGACAGUACAAGAUGUAGUAAAAAUUAACUUCCUUUUUUAUUUUGUCUCGCAAGAUUCUCUGAUGAUAAAAGAAACAAUAAUAAAAAAAUAUAAUAAUAUCAUGAUACUAAUUUUAAUAUCAUGAUACUAAUUUUUUUAAACGAUUAUUGCGAAUCCACAUAAAAAUAACUGGAUCAACGGCAACCCAUCGUUUCUUCCCACCCGCGUAUUAUCCCGUCUUCUCAAAAAAAUUCCGAUUAGUUUUCCCGGAAACAAAAGAUCUCUUCUUUUUUUCCCGUGGAGACGAUUCAUGUGUUGUUGAAUAUUACUGGGCAUCUUGAAAAAUCUAAACUUUUUCGAUUUUUUUUUUUUGGGUUUUUCCUUACAAUCAAUUCAUUUUUGUUUCCUUAUCCAUUGGAUCCGGUUGGUGCUUUGUUUCUUUCAAUGGGAGCAUUAGAUGAAGGACGUUUAAAUCUAGAGCUCGAGACUGGAAUCAAAAACGGUUGCGUCGAGCUAGCUUUCGAGCACCAACCAGAGACUCUAGCCAUCCAAGACGCUGUCAAGCUUCUCCUCCAAGGUCUUCACGAAGAUGUCAACAGAGAAGGCAUCAAAAAGACUCCUUUCCGUGUCGCCAAGGCUCUUCGUGAAGGCACCAGAGGUUAUAAGUUAAAGGUGAAGGAGUUUGUACAGAGUGCUCUGUUUCCAGAAGCAGGGCUAGAUGAUGGAGUUGGACAAGCAGGAGGUGUUGGAGGACUCGUUGUUGUUCGAGAUUUAGAUCAUUACUCUUACUGUGAGUCUUGCUUGCUUCCUUUUCACGUGAGGUGUCACAUCGGUUACGUCCCAUCUGAGCAACGUGUUUUGGGACUUAGCAAGUUCUCAAGAGUCGCUGAUGUUUUCGCUAAACGGCUCCAAGAGCCUCAGCGUUUGGCUGAUGAUAUAUGCUCUGCUCUUCAGCACUGGGUCAAACCUUCUGGUGUUGCUGUUGUUCUCCAAUGCUCUCACAUUCACUUCCCUUGCUUGGAGGUAGAGUCUCUAAGCCACCAUGGGUUUGUGAAGGUCAUGGUUUCCUCUGGUUCAGGUGUUUUCGAGGAGGAAGGUUCGAGUCUUUGGGGUGAGUUCUUGAGUUUCUUGAAGUUCAGAGGCGUAAAGACACAAGCUUUGUGUGGUGGGUCUGUGAAAGAGUGGUGUCCGAGCGUUGUUAAAAGCUUUUCUGAAGAAGAAGACACUGAGAUGGUUUCUGCGGUUGUUUCGAUUCUCAAGUCAUUAGGAGAAGAUCCGUCAAGGGAAGGACUCAUUGCUACACCUUCUAGAUUCCUAAAGUGGAUGAUGAGGUUUGAAAACGUUAACCUCGAGAUGAAGCUUAAUGGCGUUAACGGUGUCAAGGUUAAAGAGAAGAAGGAGAAGAAGCUGCACUGUGAACUUAACUUACCGUUCUGGUCAAUGUGUGAGCAUCAUUUGCUUCCUUUCUAUGGUGUUGUUCACAUUGGGUAUUAUUGUAAUGAAGGAUACAACCACAAGUCGCUUAUGAAGUCUAUUGUGCACUUUUAUGGGUUCAAGCUUCAAGUGCAAGAGAGGAUGACUCGUCAGAUAGCUGAGACGCUAUCACCUCUUGUUGGUGGGGAUGUGAUUGUUGUAGCGGAAGCAGGGCAUACUUGUAUGAUCUCUAGAGGGAUUGAGAAGUUUGGAAGCAGCACUGCUACUAUUGCUGUUUUGGGUCAGUUUUCAAAUGAUUGUUCUGCAAGAGCUGAGUUUCUAGACAAGAUCCAUACAACGGCUGCCUUGAAGGAAGAUGCAAGCUCACCAUUUUGAGUGGGGUUUCUUGUUUGUUUGAUGUUAUGAGCACUUGGAAGUCUCAAAACUAAGGAAGCAAUUUGAUUUCUUGGUUAUUGAUUCUUCUUUCUAUCUAUCAUGUUGAGAUGUGUCAUUCUCUUUAUAAUAAUACAUCUUGUGAGCCAUUCAACGUACUAGUAUUGAAAUUGUUUUAGAAAACAGAUGAUUUGGAACGUUAUCAAGUUACCGAACAUUUUUAAAAAUAAUCUUAAUAAGACAAAUAUCGAAAUCGGC